CGAUGCACCUCCACCACAUGCACUACAAGGUGGACCUCGAUGUCGACGGUCAGAUGAACUUCCUGGAGACUCAGGACAUGGAGUACGAGAUUAUCAAAGAUCCCUGGAGCACGCAGAACACCAUCGAGCGCCCGUACCUCCGCAGGAAAAGGCUGGAGAGGGAGGACGAGGCAGCAUUCCCGCUCAACGCCCCCAUGCCCCGCUACCUCUCCUUUGCCAGCCCCAAGCCCAACAAGUGGGGGCACCCACGCAGCUACAGGAUCCAGAUCAUCAGCUUUGCUGGGAAGCACCUGCCCAUCAACAGCUCCAUGGAGCGGUCUGUCAGCUGGGGCAGGUACCAGCUGGCUGUCACCCGGAGGAAGGAGGAGGAGCCCACCAGCACCAGCAUCUACAACCAGAAUGACCCCUGGACGCCCACUGUCGCCUUCGCCGACUUCAUCAACAACGAGACCAUCGCCAACAAGGACCUGGUUGCCUGGAUCUCUGUGGGGUUCCUGCACGUCCCCCACGCUGAAGACGUCCCCAACACGGUGGCAGUGGGGAACAGUGUUGGCUUUUUCCUGAGGCCCUACAACUACUUCAACGAGGACCCCUCGGUGGACUCACCUGACAGUGUCUAUUUUAGCAGUGAGCAGGACACCAGGGCAUGCGGGGCCAACCCCCUCGCCUGCCUGCCCACGGCUGCUGCCUGUGCCCCCCACCUUCCCCCCUUCCACUUUGGGGGCUUCCUCAACCUCAGCCUGGCACCGCCACCCGGCGGGCUCUGACAGGCCAGGGCCCUCUGCCCCCUCCCCACCCCUGUGGGCAGUGGGAAGGUGCUUGGAGGGGCUCUGUCACCACCCCAGGACCUGCCAUCCCCCUGCCCGGCGUGCCAUGUGCUCGGGGUCGGUUUUCGAAGGUGCUCAGCUGUCAUUUCAGCACUGCAGAGCUGCUAAAG
Molecule: messenger RNA, 937 nt
Organism: Empidonax traillii (willow flycatcher)
Lineage: Eukaryota; Metazoa; Chordata; Aves; Passeriformes; Tyrannidae
Gene: AOC3
Product: amine oxidase copper containing 3
Exons: 4
Coding region: 3-767 (254 amino acids)
Biological process (GO): amine metabolic process
Cellular component (GO): plasma membrane
Molecular function (GO): primary methylamine oxidase activity; quinone binding; copper ion binding
Source: RefSeq, a predicted model, not a curated record